AUGUCGGUGAUUGAGAAGGGGGAGUCAAGUGCUCAAAGGAAGGCCAGUUAUGCUAGAAGGAAAAACACCGCGUGCAAAGAAUCCCUCGCACUCCCACAUCCAGACCUAGCAAACUCAACCUCUGAAUGUCCCGCAUCCACCUGCCGCGCAAUACCCCUCUCUCGGGCCGUCGAAGAUGAUUCAUCUGAUGGCGAUCCUCUGACGAUCAUGCCGAAUUACAUUGUUGGUACCAAUGAGGACAUCGAUGGGUUCCGAGACCGCAUCAUGGGCGAUGAGCCGACGCCACCCGACUUGAUGGAUGAGGAGUACUACAUGUUUCGCGACCAAGGAUCCGAUAAUGACACCAUGGAGGAUGACGAGGAAGCGAGCAUGUCGUCUGCUAUACCUAGCGAGGUUGAUCCAUUAGACUUUGUCUACACAAACAUCCCAGACACCACUCACAUCCUGAAGCUCGCCGCAAACUGCAAACACUGCAAGGCCAAAAAGUUUGAGUCUGAGACUGACGGGUUCUGCUAUCGCAAUGGCCAGAUCAAACUUAAGCAACCAGAACCAAUCCCAGAGUUGAUGAGGCUGUGGUCCAGCAUGGAUGCAGAUUCUAGACAUUUUCGGGAGAACAUACGGUUCUUCAACGGGCAUUUCGCCUUCACAACCCUUGGCGUCAGCCUUGAUGAGAAUUACACAAACAUGAAGUCUGGGGUGUACACAUUCCGGGCACACGGCACCAUCUACCACAAUGUGCAUUCGUUCAGGCCUAGCUCCCGUCCAGAACAUCUGCAGUUGUACUUCUAUGAUGAUGACCCAACCAUAACUCAUCGUCAGGCGGCCACCAAGCAAUUAGACCAGGAUGUCGUGAAGAAGUUAGUAGACAUACUCAAAGAAAACCCGUACUCCCAGCAAUUUAGGAGUUUGGGUGCACACAAGGACAACCUCGAUGAUUAUAGGAUAGACCUUAACACCGAUAAGAGGCUUGACCAAAGAACAUAUAAUAGACCGUUGUCAUCUGAGGUCGCUGCAAUUUGGGUUGAGGGAAACGACCUAGCAAAAAGGUUUGACCAGAGGAUAACACUUUGUGGUAACAACAACGAAAGGCACAGUAUACGUGUGACCUCCGGAGCAUAUGACCCGUUGUCUUAUCCCCUAUUCUAUCCAAGGGGGGAACUAGGUUGGCAUCCGAAGCUACCUAAAUGUAAUGUACCUUGGGAGGUUGUACUACAUCCUCAACUCGGCCAUGAUGAUGAGGAGGAUGCAGAGGGGAAUAGCAGGUUGUGCGUCUCCGUGAGAGACUACUACUGUUACAUGCUGCAGACACGGCCUGCGAUCUUCAAUCCCAUACUCUGUGGAGCACGCCUGUUGCAGCACUGGGCGGUCGACAUGUACGUCAAGAUUGAGAGUUGUCGAUUGAGGUGGUACAGGAAGAACUGGACGCAGAUUCGUGCCGACUUGUAUAAAGGAUUCGUUGAUGCGAUCACAUCAGGGGAGACGCGAGCAAGCGCUGUUGGGGUAAGAAUAGUGCUCCCUGGAACAUACCCUGGUGGCGACCGCGACAUGAAGAAGAGGCAUAUGGAUGCCAUGGCAAUUGUCCAUACAUACAGGAAACCUGACAUCUUCUUGACCAUGACUUGCAAUCCUAAAUGGGAAGAGAUAACGAAUGAGUUGCUGCCUGCACAGGGGAAGGACUCAUACCCAGUUUAUGGGCGUAGAGACGAUGGAAGACGUGCUAAGGUCCGAGGGAAGAUGUUGGACAACAGAUGGGUUGUGCCUUAUAACUCAUACCUUCUGCGGAUGUUCAAUUGCCACAUCAACGUUGAGGUCUGCUCUAGCAUAAAGGCCGUCAAAUAUCUUUACAAGUACAUUUACAAGGGCCAUGAUAAGGCUUCUUUCAGCAUAGACCAGCCCGAUGCCGAUGGUAACAUUGAUGAGAUCAAGAGAUACGUUGACGCAAGGGUUGCAUUCAAUGCGCAGGCUGACUUGAAGAAUGUUGUCGCCUCCGAAAAUGCUUCAAAAUCCAUGUUAACGGAGUAUUUCAAGGCUAACCAGGAACACCCUCGGGCUAGGCAUAUAUUGUACAAGGAUUUUCCCGGAAGCUUCACGUGGCAUAAGAAAAAGAAGUUUUGGAAGCCGCGGGUCGAGCAUUUUCAAAUAGGUCGUAUCGUGUCUGCCAAUCCUGCCAAGGGGGAGCGAUACUACCUGCGUGUGUUGCUAAACCAUGUUACGGGCAAAACAUCCUUCGAUGACUUGCUCACCAUGGAUGGCGUGCUAUGUGGGAGCUUUAGAGAAGCUGCUGAAAGGUUGGGACUCAUCGAGGCAGACAACACGCUCGACGACUGUCUUACUGAGGCUGAGCAGUGGGUGAUGCCAUGUUCUCUUAGGAGGCUCUUCACAACCAUCUUGGUGCACUGCGAGCCAGGCGACGUGCGCGGUUUAUGGGAUAGGCACCUCGAGCCUAUGUCUGAUGACUAUCGUCGAACACGCACGUCCCCGAACGAGGUGGAGCAGAUGGUGUUGCUUGACAUUAGGGGUAUGUUGCAGUCCAUGGGUGAAGACAUUGUUGAUUUCGCUCUUCCAAGCAUCGAUGAUGCGUUUGACCCAACCAAGGGCGAGGCCAGAGAGGUCAUCGAGGAAUCAACCGUUGAGUUUGACGUGGAUGACACUAAAUUGGCAUCUUCCCUGAACUUGGAGCAGAGGGCCGCAUACGACAAGAUACUAACGGCUGUUGAACGCGGUGAUGGGGGUGUAUUCUUUGUUGAUGGACCUGGAGGUACAGGGAAGACCUUCCUAUACAGGGCGAUGCUUGCCAAGGUGAGGAACGGGGGCAAGAUUGGUACCGCUACCGCGACAUCGGGCGUCGCCGCUUCUAUCAUGCCUGGCGGCAGGACUGCCCACUCGAGGUUCAAGAUCCCAUUGAGUUGCGAUGAUGGAGCCUCGUGCAGCUUCACCAAGUAG
Aegilops tauschii subsp. strangulata is the source of this 2943-nucleotide messenger RNA. RefSeq lists its product as uncharacterized. Gene Ontology annotation, molecular function: DNA helicase activity. The record is from RefSeq and is a predicted model, not a curated record. Gene Ontology annotation, biological process: DNA repair; telomere maintenance. NCBI's taxonomy places the organism in Eukaryota, Viridiplantae, Streptophyta, Magnoliopsida, Poales, Poaceae.